Molecule: messenger RNA, 3878 nt
Organism: Artibeus jamaicensis (Jamaican fruit-eating bat)
Lineage: Eukaryota; Metazoa; Chordata; Mammalia; Chiroptera; Phyllostomidae
Gene: PTPN9
Product: protein tyrosine phosphatase non-receptor type 9
Exons: 13
Coding region: 426-2207 (593 amino acids)
Biological process (GO): protein dephosphorylation
Molecular function (GO): protein tyrosine phosphatase activity
Source: RefSeq, a predicted model, not a curated record
GCAGUUUCUCAAUGGAGCUGCGCGGAGCUCGGGUGGUCUCGAGGUCCUGCUGCCUUCCCGUCCUUAGCUGUGGCCUGCGAGGCUUCUGAGUAGCUGCACUGAAGCGACCGCAGUGGCCAGACCAGCAGCCGGCGACCCGUCACGCUCGGGUGGCUGCGGGGCGCCACCACCGAGGCCUCUAACGUUCUUCAUUUCCUCCCUACUGCCUCGGAAGACUCUCAGCUCCUAUCUGCUGUUUUCCGGGAGAGGAGUGGGAGUAAGCAAAGGAGAAGAGAAAAUACACAAGGAUUUCCGCUCAGAAGACGGCGACACUCGGGAGCCUUUGGGCGAGAAACGGCGGCGCGGGACCAGCAUGCGAGGGCCGUCCGGGGGCUGCUGAGCUAGCGUCGGGGUUCCUGGCGGGUUGUGUCCACCACGGUUGCGGGAUGGAGCCGGCGACCGCACCCCAGGCCGACAUGGCGCCGGAGCUGACCCCGGAGGAGGAGCAGGCCACCAAGCAGUUUCUUGAAGAGAUUAACAAGUGGACAGCUCAGUACAACGUUUCCCCUCUCUCUUGGAAUGUGGCUGUGAAGUUCCUCAUGGCCCGGAAGUUUGACGUGCUCCGUUCCAUAGAGUUGUUCCACACCUACAGGGAAACACGAAGGAAAGAAGGCAUUGUGAAGCUGAAACCUCAUGAAGAACCUCUUCGUUCUGAGAUCCUUAGUGGAAAAUUCACCAUCUUAAAUGUUCGGGACCCAACAGGAGCCUCCAUCGCCCUCUUCACUGCCAGACUGCAUCAUCCUCACAAGUCGGUCCAGCAUGUGGUACUUCAGGCUCUGUUUUACCUGCUAGACAGAGCUGUGGAUAGCUUUGAAACUCAGAGGAAUGGACUGGUGUUUAUCUAUGACAUGUGCGGUUCUAAUUAUGCCAACUUUGAGCUGGAUCUUGGCAAGAAAGUCCUAAACUUGCUAAAGGGAGCAUUUCCAGCUCGUUUGAAGAAAGUGCUGAUUGUGGGAGCCCCCAUAUGGUUCCGAGUGCCCUAUUCCAUUAUCAGCCUCCUCCUGAAGGACAAAGUCCGUGAGAGGAUCCAGAUAUUGAAGACCUCUGAGGUCGCCCAGCACCUGCCCAGAGAGUGCCUUCCAGAAAACCUGGGUGGGUUCGUCAAAAUGGAUCUCACCACGUGGAAUUUCCAGUUCCUACCGCAGAUGAAUGGCCACCCAGAUCCCUUCGAUGAGAUCAUCCUGCUCUCCCUCCCUCCUGCUUUAGACUGGGACUCGGUACAUGUUCCAGGUCCCCAUGCCAUGACCAUUCAAGAGCUGAUGAAUUAUGUUAGCACCAGGCAGAAGCAGGGGAUAUAUGAGGAGUAUGAAGACAUUCGUCGUGAGAACCCUGUUGGCACUUUCCAUUGUUCCAUGUCUCCUGGAAACCUAGAGAAGAACCGCUAUGGGGAUGUACCCUGCCUGGACCAAACAAGAGUGAAGCUGAUAAAACGAAGUGGCCACACUCAGACAGACUACAUCAACGCCAGUUUCAUGGACGGCUACAAGCAGAAGAAUGCUUAUAUUGGUACACAAGGACCUCUGGAGAAUACCUAUCGUGAUUUCUGGCUCAUGGUAUGGGAGCAAAAAGUCUUGGUGAUUGUGAUGACCACUCGCUUUGAGGAAGGCGGCAGGAGGAAGUGUGGUCAAUACUGGCCUUUAGAAAAAGACUCUCGGAUCCGAUUUGGCUUCCUCACAGUGACCAAUCUAGGUGUGGAGAACAUGAGCCAUUAUAAGAAAACAACGCUAGAAAUUCAUAACACAGAGGAGCGGCAGAAACGCCAGGUGACUCACUUUCAGUUCCUGAGCUGGCCAGAUUAUGGUGUCCCCUCCUCAGCAGCUUCCCUCAUUGACUUCUUAAGAGCAGUCAGGAGCCAGCAGAGGCUGGCCGUCAACAGCAUGGGAGCAGACUCCAAAGGGCAGUGCCCUGAGCCACCCAUUGUGGUCCACUGUAGUGCAGGCAUUGGCAGGACAGGUACCUUCUGCUCACUGGACAUCUGCCUGGCACAGCUGGAGGAGCUUGGUACCCUUAAUGUGUUCCAGACAGUAUCCCGCAUGAGGACCCAGAGGGCCUUCAGCAUCCAGACCCCUGAGCAGUACUACUUUUGCUACAAGGCAAUCCUGGAGUUCGCAGAAAGGGAGGGCCUGGUGCCGUCCAGCCACAACCUCCUGGCCAUGGAGCGUCAGUAACUGUCCCAUGAGCCUCCUACCUGCAGGCCAGCCUUCUUCCUUAAACUAUCCUGGACACCACUGAGCCUGUAGGUUGCCAUCAGUUACACUGAAGCCAUGGACCAACCUCUUUCUUAAUGUCUCCCGGUGCACGCAAAGCAGCCUUUCCCUUUGGCAAGAUAGAUGUUGUGAAACUGUUAUUAGAAAGGGCCAGCAACAGUGUGUUCUUAAGUCCUAGCAACUGCCAUUGAACUGUGCCUUAUUAUAACCAAAUUGUGGCUAUUGAUUUUUGCCAGGGGCUCCAAGCAAGGUAAGUGGGAAAGGAAACUCCCUACCUUCUUUCCCAAUGCCCUCUCCUUCUGGAGGUCUCUUUCCCAUCCCUUCCCUUUGCUAGGAUUUGAUGGGGAGGUUUGGUGAGCAUCCACCUUCCUUCCUAGAAAGCUUGACCAAGUUAUAUAUUCUAAAGAACAUCCCGAGUGCCAAGCACGUUUAUUCCUAGUGUGUAUCCAGUCUUUUCUGUUAUUCUGUGUGUGCGUGUGUGUGCACUUAUGUGUAUGGGUCCAUAUGUAUGUGUGUAUAUAAUAUAUUAUUGUAUGUGAUAAUAUGGUCAUAUUCUAUAAAUACAUAUACGCAGAGUUACUCCUUUGUAGAAGUUCCUGGGGCUCCUUGUUGCACUUCAGGUGUUGUGGCUUCUUGUAGCCUACUGUUUAUCCUGGACUAGCUGGGUUUGGGGAUUAUGUCUCCAGUUGUCAAAUGACAGAAUGGUGGAAGAGGACACAGGCAUAUCUACUUUCUAUGUUCCUGCUACAGGCUUUCAUGCUUACAUCAUGACUCUCUCUCUCCAGGAUGCUGUCUGUUGGAGCCAAGAAUACUGGUUUGUGGUGACGCUGGUUUAAUUCAGCGUGGACUGCCCUUACCUAAUGAUUUUUCUCCGUUUACUUUGCUGAUUUUGGUAAUAGACCUCCACUGUGAUUUCAGACCCCCUCUUUCCUCUUCCUGUCUCUUUCCUCUUCCUAUCCCUUGGGGAUUGGAGCCUUGGAGUAGAGAUGAACUCACUGAGCAGCCAGAGGCAAGAGCAAUUGGUACAAUGAAUGCCUUAAAAGGAAAGGAAGAGCCCCAAGUAUGAGAAAAGAAACUACUAUGAGAAUCCUUCCCUGGGAGAAUUAGCUUGGGACCCCUUUUUCUUUUCUCCAAAAGGUUCCUUUCCUUAUGCAGCUUGGCCCUAUCUACUCAGAAGCCCAUCUUUUUCUGCCUAGUAACCUGACAGACCCUGGAGCUCAAGUUGGAGGGAUUCUGUGUCAAUAAAAAGUUUUAACUCCUGGCUGGGUGAGGCAGUGCCCUGCAGUUUCUAUAUCCCCACUCCCCUUCCAUGUAACCUGUUCCUAUCUGCUCCCAGCCUGAUGUGCCAGGUAUGGAAUUGAGUCCCCAGUGCUCUACAUUCCCAAGAAAAUUCCAGGAACCCCUAAACCUUCCCCUAUCACAGAUGAGGUUGGCAACUGAUCAGACCUCAAUAAUUUUAUACUGUAAUAAGCUCUUGAAUGUAUAUGUUCUUAUUUUUACAAUCUUUUCAUUUUGUAUUUAAUGUCAAUCAACUGAGUCAGAUUCAGAAAAUAAUUGUAAAUGUUCAUAUUCAAUAUCUUACACCAAUAGUUUUGUAUUUACAUAUAAAUAUACUGACGUGAUCAAACCCUU